AUGCCCUGCGGCAGCACAAUCGGACCCAUCCUCGCGUCCAGCCUCGGCUGCCGCACCGUGGACGUCGGCGUCCCGCAGCUGGCCAUGCACUCGAUCCGCGAGAUGUGCGGCGUGGACGACAUCGCCACCGCCUACCACCAUUUCUUGGCCUUCUACAGGGACUUCUCGUCUCUGGAUGCCACGCUUGAUGUCGACAGCCUGCCGCCGCCAGACAUCCGCGGCACGAUUCGGGACCCCUCCUGCGGCCACGUGCACUGA
This is a messenger RNA of Monoraphidium neglectum, 258 nucleotides long. RefSeq lists its product as hypothetical. The coding region runs from base 1 to 258 and encodes 85 amino acids. Gene Ontology annotation, molecular function: zinc ion binding; aminopeptidase activity. Gene Ontology annotation, biological process: proteolysis. The transcript has 3 exons. NCBI's taxonomy places the organism in Eukaryota, Viridiplantae, Chlorophyta, Chlorophyceae, Sphaeropleales, Selenastraceae. The record is from RefSeq and is a predicted model, not a curated record.